Molecule: messenger RNA, 798 nt
Organism: Emericellopsis cladophorae
Lineage: Eukaryota; Fungi; Ascomycota; Sordariomycetes; Hypocreales; Bionectriaceae
Exons: 2
Coding region: 1-798 (265 amino acids)
Source: RefSeq, a predicted model, not a curated record
AUGGGUCGCCACGAGCUCGAGUAUCCCAAGGAUGCAACCAACACGGUCAAACGCCAUGAUGAGCGAGGCAUCUAUGCCCUACGCACUAUCCAUGAACUUAUCAAUGCCUCUCUCAUCUUGCACAUCUCCUUCAACACGGAGGGCUCGCCCUUCCCCACGACCCUCCCCAUGCUAGGACAGAUGGGUUCUUUCGCCCGUCCAUCCUCCUCGACGGGAGAUCCACUCGAUCUCUAUGUGCACGGCUAUGUCUCCUCCCGGCUCAUGAGCUUGGGCAGGAAGCACAGCGACCAAGACGGACAGAAGACCGAGACAGGACUGCCCGUCUGUGUCGCAGCCAGCCACGUCGACGGCCUCGUUCUCGCCCUGUCCUCAUUCUCCCACUCAUACAACUACCGCUCCGCCAUUCUCUUUGGCUACGCAACUCUCGUCACCGACGUGGAGGAGAAGAACUACGCCCUGGAGCAGAUCACCAAUGGCAUCGUGCACGACCGCUGGAGCCACACCCGUCUUCCCCUCACUAACGCCGAGUUGCAGUCGACCUCUGUGCUGCGGAUCCGCAUUGUCAGCGGGAGUGCCAAGAUCAGGACAGGCAAUGCAAAAGACGACAGAGAUGACUUGCAGAACGACGAGCUGAGAGAUGGCAAUUGGACGGGGGUCCUGCCCGUCUACUCGAGCAUUGGAACACCCGUGGACAGUGAUUAUAACAAGGUCGAGGUGCCCGCGCACGUGUCCGAAUUUAUCGAGGAAUUUAAUAGGGAAAGUAGGGAGUAUUGCGUGGAGGCAAUCAAAAAGAAGUAG